ACAGAAUUACUAGUAAUCAAUUAUGUGCCAUUCCUUUUGGGGGCAAAUGACAGUUUUUCACUGUGCUAUUUGCUACAAUGCAUUCAGACUGGAUCCCUGUACCUCUGUUUAAGGGAUUUUUCAUUUUAUUCUUUUAGCUCGUACAGCAUCUUGCACAUUGGGGUCUUGGUCUAUGUCGAGGGCUGCUAGUCAUGAUGGUAAUACCAGUAACAAAUAACAAUAAUAAAAAUACAACUUUGCCACUUUCAUUUCCAUUCCAGUAUUGAUAGAAAUCUAGUACUUCGAAAAUAUCAAAUGAUUUAUACAACCAUGGUGCCAAGUAGCUACUAAAUUGGAAAAAAAACAAACCGAAACUACAGUUCAAAACUAGAUAUCAGUAGAGAUGUCAUUUGCUGGUUACAAAUUCUCAAGCACGAACCAAUGUAUCUGUUACUUAAGAAUCUGAAACCUAAAUCCUUUAUUUCAGCUUUUGCAUUGUAAGUACCAGUGCUGGUCUAUAGGUCUGGCUUUUUAUUUGUGAGCUUUUACAUGGACGAUCAGGUGCUGUGCAUCCUGAAUAUCAAGUUCUGUGUCCUUCAUUGCUUGUGAUUGUUUGCAAUGCAAAUGGGAGGGUUUGUAUCAAAGAGAACCAUAUCCAUGGUAACCAAAUGAAGACAAGUUUGCAUUACUUCCUUAGUGAAGUGUAAUCCUUCCCCUUGUGCAUGUGCCAAAGGGUCACACUGUGUUAAAGGGAUAGGAAUACAUUUCUUGCAAAUAAAGCAGUUUCUUCUUUUUUAUUUGUCUCAGUUCUCUCUCACACACCCCCUUCACUCUGAUUUUUUUUAUUUUUUUUUUUAAGUCUUCUCAUCAUUAGGAACAAUGUCUAGUCUAGGUUCUACUUUCCUUUGGCAGGGAGGGUAAGCAAACAAUCAUCCAUCUUAACUGUCAACUCAAACACCACUUGUUGGCAAACAGCCUUUCUUGGCCCUUCGUGUUGGGUUUUUGUUUGUUUGUAUGUUUUGUUUUUUUUAGUUUAAUGGGGGCUGGAGAGCCGACCCAUGAGCACAAGUUCCCGUAUCUUGGUUUUUCAGUCUUUGAGUGUGUAGCACAGCACAGAUGUAGAUGCACCCAGACACCAAUUCCAUUUUAUUAACAGCUGGAGCAAGAAAUACAGGCAAUCUGUGUCACAGCAUCUCACCUUCUGUUUCUGCUGGAAAUGGUCAUGGUGAGAAAAAGGAGAUUCCCCUCUCCACAUUGUAAAAGCUCACAAACUUGCACCGUGGGAUGGCUUCAGAGUCUUACUGCCAUGGGACUAGCAGAACCUGUGAAAUGAACAAGAGGGGUAUCCUGUUAUCUGCCAAAGCAUCAUGGUCUCAACUGGAUGAAGAUUCUCUGACUCCAACUGUAGUAGACAACCCUCUUCCUCUUUCACAGCUUGAAGAUUCUAAAGAAGAAAAUAUUCGCCACUGGCUGGAUUCUGGGUUCUUCUUGUCUACAAGUGAAGAUUUACAACAAGACAGAGAAAAAGCAGUUUCCUUGGCUAACCCAGAAAUGGUGCAAAUGACUGUGCAAAGCUAUAUGAGAUCUCUGCAUCAGUUUUCAGAAACUCCUGUUAUGUCAAGAUGGAACAGUUUCAACUCGUCCCAUUCUCUUGCUAGUCCACCAAAAAGCAUCACUGAAUGGCUGGAGCUCUGGGAAAAUGAUCCAGUUGAGAUUCUACUGGGUUUGGGGUUUGGGACAGAAGAACCUGACAUUUGCACUAAAAUCCCUUCUCGAUUCAUCAGUAAUGCUUCCGUAGCAAAAGGAAUCAACAUCCGAGUCUUUCUGGAAGCUCAAAAGCAGCGUAUGGACCUCGAGAAUCCCAAUUUAUAUGGGCGUUUUCGACAACUGGAAGUCCUGGAUCAUGUGACUAGUGCCUUCUCCUCUUUGCUGAAUGGUGUUAACACCCAGCAACAGAAAUCAGAGGAGAGUAAUGGGGAAGAAAAGAGCAUGACGGACAUUCAGAGGAACAAAGCUGAGGCCACACGAGUGAAGCGGAGAAGGCUAGGUCAUUUCCUGAGAAAAGCUUCUAGACAGGCAAUAGUACUGCAAAGGAGUGCUCAGGCUUCUGGAAAUUCAGAGUCAUUCAAGGAUAGAGAAGAACAGUCUCCCUUCUAUGCUGAGAUGGACCAACGCACAGCAAUCAGGACUGGCUUUUCUGAAAAUAAUACCUUGGUGGGUCUGACAGAGGAACAGUCUUCCACUGAGGAUGAUCCACUGACAUUACCCCGGCUGCCACAGUCUCCAACAGGGAAAUCUCAGGUUUUGUCAUAUAUACCUAUAAAGCAGCCCCAGAUUCCUUCUGCAUCGGAGAUGGCUGUCAAAGACAGACCAAGGAAGGAGUCCAAUUUACUCUUGACCCACACGCUCAGAAGGGUGUCUGGUACAAAGGGCAAGCCUCCAGAUUCAUUUGAAAUGGAAGAGAUCCAGAGCUUUGAGGAUGAAACUCCAGGGGGAAAUCUUCAUGGCAGCACUUCAGAAGUGCUGGUGACAAGAACAAACAGCUGCCAGUCUGACAGCAGUGGAUUUCUAGAAGAACCAGUGGAGCCUUUAUCUUUACAAAAUCCACCUUUUCCAGGACAGCUGAACCUUAGCUGUGAUACCCAUGACCGAAAAGGAGCUCUGCCACAUAGAACAGCUCUCGCUGUGUCACACCAGGAUUUUCAUCAAAAGUCAAAGCGCCCUGUUGCUAACGCCUCCACUGCAGAUUGCAAGAACAUUUCAAGGGUGUCUAGUCCAGACAGAGAACACAAGGACCAGAGGGAAGAGACCGUCCUCUCACUAAUUGUGGAAGAUGGUCUACAUCAAGCCUUCAGUGAUCAAUCAGAGGGUUUUGUCAAAGAAAUGGUGUACGAUCCGAAUAAGCAGGAGAUUAAAAUUGGAAAAGGGCAACUGGAGAAAGAGGAGAGCUGCAUACAGCAGCAAACUGCUGGUAAUCAGGAUGUUACCCCAGAACUUGACUGUCAUUUAUCCUUCAGUUCAGUACCCAAAAGUCCAGCUCCAGCUCACACUGAAGAGAAUGGCACAACUCCCAUUGACUUCACUGGCAGUGGAGCCUGCGCUAAACAAGAGACAAGAGAGAGACCUUUGACUGAGGAGGAUGCUGGGAAAGUAUUUAAGGAAAAUAUCCAGGAAGGUAUUACAGGACAUGUAAAAGGAACGCAAUGUGAUAAGGAGAUUUUCAGUAAAGUUGAUACCCUGGUUCCAGUCACCAAGGCCACAAGUGGUCAGCAGUUUUGCAAACUGGACUCUGAUAUAAACAGUAUAAGCUGCUCUUGUGAAACAGGGACACCAGAGACCCAAUGGCAGGUCUCACAAGUACAAAAUGAAAGCAAGGUUAUUUCAAGCAGUUCUUUACAAGUGUCUAACUUUUCUGCUUACUGCCCAGAGUGCAUAUCUGAAUUUAGUUCCCAGGAAAGCACAGAGACUUGCUGUUUGGGUAAAAUAUCAGGAGCCACCAAAUUGGAGAAGGAUGAUUCUGUCCAAAAUGCUGAAAUACACACUAACCCCUCUAAGUCGGUUACUGUUCAGAUGGCUUCAAGGCUGGUGUCCACUGUGCAAAAAGUUUCCCUGAGUGAAGGCCUUGGCAAAGGCCCGUCUUUAGAAAUUAAAUCCAUAGAGUCCCAGUGCUCUGAGAGUGAGCUAGUAAUUACUUCACAACUGGGUACUUUGAAGGAAAGUCUAAAGGAGACAAGAGAAGCUUCAAUUCAAACUGACACAAUUGGAAUAAAAACACGAAAUCAGUGGUCUGACCCAAAUCUUCUCCCUCCAUUCUGUAGACAUGGUCAUCUCACAAAAUCAGUCUCCCUAGACACUGGGAUUUAUGGGAAAUACAGAUCAUCCUACCAUCAAACAUUGGGUGCCCAGCCUGCCCAGUGCGGUCGCAGCUGUCAUUGUGUCUGCUGCCAUCAUUGCUGCUUUCAGUGGGCCUUUCCCUUCACUGCUUCCUCCAAACCUCCUGGGGCCUGUUGUUCAAAUCACAUGACCAUAGAGUUGCAGCUUUUGAAAACAUUAGAGCUCCUGCAGGAUACAGCAGUGAGGAGUAUUUCUCCAUGCACAAUUAAUGAAAUAGAAGCUAUGAAGAGUUCUUGCCAGAGUUUCCGGGAGAAGCUAGAUGAGAUUGAGCAGCACCUGAUAGAGCAACAGGAUCUUUUCCCCAGUGCUAUGUCAGCUGAAGGAAGGGAGAAAAAAAGACAACUGCAGGUAUUACGUCAAGCUGUUCGUCAUGAGGUUUCUGAACUGGAAUUCCAGCUGAAUGAUCGAGCUCGCCAGGUUAGGGAGGGAAUGCUGAUGCAGCUGGACCAAUUACUAGGAGAACAAUCCCAUCUGUUUUCAGAGCUUGGACUCCCUGAUAGGUGGGAAGAAAGAAAUGCCCAGAAUAAACAAGUUGUUCCAGAUGCUGCUGACACUAUGCAUCCUAGAGCUGGGUGCUCAGAAACAGUAGUUCCAAGACGCCUGAGCAGAAGUGAAACAUUCCCAUCAACUUCAUCAGCCUCAAUGCCAGGAACACCAGAGAUGCAGUUUCCUGCUGUGGCAACAGCAGAGCUAGACCCAUGGGAACUCCCCACCAGUAAAAAGGAAAUAAAAGGUCCUCCCCAGUCAAAAAUUGACUUUAAGGCUUUUCUACAGAGUGUAAGAAUUCAUUUUAUUCUGGUUGCUUGCGUAUUCUAAUGUCAGAACAUGCUGACAUGAGAUUACAAUUGUAUUUAUUACAGCAGUGGCUAGAGGCCCAACCAAGGGCCCCUUUGUGCUAGGUGUUGUACAUACCCCUACCAAGCUAUAGUUUCUGCUCUAAAUAGCUUACAAUCUUAAUAGCCAGGACAGACAACGGGCAGGGAAGCAUUCUCAAAGUUAACUGCACCGGUUACUCAUGGUAAUGAGGGCAGUAUUAUUAGGUGGCAUCAGCAAUGCCUUGUCAGUCUAGAACUCCAAGUGCGAUUGGUUGAGAUCUAUACCAAACUGUGUGAAAUUAACAGGUAGCAUUAGCCUUCAAAACAGCUUGAACUAU
Messenger RNA from Chelonia mydas (Green sea turtle), 5026 nucleotides. RefSeq names its product ITPR interacting domain containing 1 (gene ITPRID1). The transcript is spliced from 15 exons. NCBI's taxonomy places the organism in Eukaryota, Metazoa, Chordata, Testudines, Cheloniidae. The record is from RefSeq and is a predicted model, not a curated record. The coding region runs from base 1264 to 4689 and encodes 1141 amino acids. Gene Ontology annotation, molecular function: signaling receptor binding.